Molecule: messenger RNA, 1035 nt
Organism: Paracoccidioides brasiliensis Pb18
Exons: 6
Coding region: 1-1035 (344 amino acids)
Source: RefSeq, a predicted model, not a curated record
AUGGGAAAUCCCAGUCUCCAGUUGGGCACAAUAGUUAAGUCGGGUGGAGCAGUACGCGCUAAACAUCGGGUGUGCAUUUACGAUCUAAGAACCAUCCCGGAGGUUCUGUUUGGGGGGAAAUUGGCGAGCCCAUGUAACUACCUCUAUAAGAGAGUUACCGGUCAAAAGGUAGAUGAGCUGGUUGGUGAGCCAGUCAGCGAGACCUGCUGUCGGUCCCUCAUUACCACUGGUGUCUGGACACAUCAGCAGUUCCCCAUGAGCGAUAUCAGUGCAACUGCCGCUGCUGAUGUUGAUGACCGCGUACGCAUCCUCCCGUUCCUGGAGCGCUUAUCGAGAGCGGCUGCGUUCGAGGCUCAAAUGAUGCCCUGCGUGAUGGAGGUCACCUUGAUGUAUAUGAAGGGAAAGAGAAACAAGUCCCAGCCGUACACCCAAACCCGUCCACUCGGAUUGGGGAUGUCCAUAGCUCCCCACGUCGCAACAGCAGCAGAGCGGGACCAGGUGCUCGGCCAUUCACGGGCCGACAUCUUCGAACGCUACUACAUCUCGCAGAAGGUGAAGCGGGAUGUUGAGUCUGCAUAUCUUGGGUGUCCGGCUCGCGAAUCGGGUCAUCCGUGCUGUGGGAAUGAUGAGCUUGACAGGGGACCGAAGGGUGGGUUCCUUACAAACAGAAGGCUUCACUUGGCGACCUCAAAAGAUGCGGAGACAUGUGAACGAUUGCCACGGAUGCUUGUUUUCCAUGUCCUCCUGAUCCAGUCUGUUCAGAGAAUAUGUGGGACAUCGCCCAAUUCAAAGAUCAUGUCGCUUCGAUACACGGGAUCAAUCUUUGAGCUGUAUCGAACUGCCUCAGCCGUAUCUGGCUUGCUGGUCAAGCCGAACUUCAUUCUACAUUUCUCCUUUCAUCACGACAUCCCCAGCCAAGCUGUCCGGCAAGGUCAGCUGCUGCAUGUAUAUUCGCCUGGAAUAGGGUCUGGUCAUGGCGAACAAGGGCUCAAUUUUUGGACGGGUGCAAGUAGACCGGCAUUGCGUCGAGAAUAA